UCAUUUGUCCCUUCUCGCAUACUGUAGAGACGUUGACAGCUCCUUACGGUAAACAUGGCCGAAAAAAGCAUUCUGGAAAGCGAGGAUGAAAACAUUUUAUAUGAUUUGCUUAUUAAUACUGAAUGGCCGCCCGAGACGGACACUCAGAUACGAGGCAACAAGGAGCACAGUACAUCAGUUAUUGCGAAGGCAGUAGCAGGGCCAUUCCGGUUCAUUUUACACUAUUUGUGGUAUAGUCCUUCGAGCUCCUCUCUGCCGCCUGGACUCAUUCGCCUGGCCAGCAAGCAGAUCAACUGGCAACUGGUCCUGGCAAGUAAUGGCAAAUUAUUGGCAGUGGUUCAAGACCAGUGUGUGGAGAUAAGGUCUGCCAGAGAUGACUUUGGCUCCAUCAUCGGAAAGUGCCAAGUGCCAAAGGACCCCAGUCCCCAGUGGAGGAGGGUGGCCUGGAGCCACGACUGCGCCCUGCUGGCCUACGCCGACAGCACCGGCACCGUCCGGCUCUUCGACCUGAUAGGCAGUGAACUCUUCCUCAUCCCCCCGGUGGUGAGCUUUCCAGGAGAUUUCAGCUAUGCGGCGGCAGGCCUGAUAUUGCUGGAGUGCACGGCCGGAGCCCAGUGGUCGGCCGAGCUGCUCGUCAUCACCUACGGGGGCGGGCUCAGGAGCUACCUAGUCAGUGUUGGUGCCAAUCCCAGCUUCCAAGAGAACCACAGCUUUAGCUUCUCAACCCACUACUCCCAUGGGAUCACCUCUGCCAUCUACCACCCCGUCCACCGACUCUUGCUGGUUGGGGGGUGUGAGGCAGGAGAUGAGAGUGUGCCCAUGGCCUCCGGCUGCGGGAUCACAGCGUGGAGGGCUCUGUCUGGUGCGCCCCACUACAAACAGGUCGCCAGCUACGAGGAGCACGUCAACACAACCCAGAAGAGGGGCUACUUCAAGAUCCCCAGCUUCAGGUUGUUCUCCAGGCAAGGCGAUGAGAAGGACGGUGUGUUCCGCAUGAGCCUCAGCCCUGACGGCGGCGUGCUGGCCGUCAUCCACUUCUCUGGACGCCUGUCACUCUGGGAGAUUCCCUCCCUCAGACAGAAGGCUGCCUGGAGCCAGGACCAGCAGCCAGGAUUUGAGGAGAUCAACCCCGAGUGGAAAACUUCGCUGGAGAAAAGGAAGAAAAUAAAAGACAAGGAGCAGUACUAUCCGUUGAUGGACGUCAACUGGUGGAGCGAGGACAUGCUGAUCCUGGCCCGCUGCUCUGGCUCGCUGACCGUCUCCUCGGUGCGCUCGCUGCGCAACCUGCUGGGCAAGUCGUGCGAGUGGUUCGAGCCGUCGCCGCGCCUCACCCCCGCGCACGGCGGCGGCUUCCUCAGCCUGGAGUGUGAGGUGCGGCUGGCCCCGAAGCGCGGGCGCCUGGAGAGCUCCCAGAGCACCGGCUCGGGCCACGGCGGCGACGACGAGUACGGCGACGGCGACUCGGACUCGGACGACGAGUCCUCGGCCAAGGCGCGCUACUUCGGCUACAUCAAGCAGGGCCUGUACUACGCCACGGAGAUGGAGCGCUUUGCGCCGCCGCGGAAACGCCCGCGCACCGUGCUGAAGAACUACCGGCUGGUCAGCCUGAGGUCCACCACCCCGGAGGAGCUGUACCAGAGGAAGAUUGACAACGAGGAGUACGGGGAGGCCCUGUCUCUCGCCCACGCCUACAACCUGGACUCUGACCUGGUCUACCAGAGGCAGUGGAGGAAGAGCACUGUCAGCAUCGCCUCCAUACAGGACUACCUGAGUAAGAUCCGUAAGCGCUCCUGGGUGCUGCACGAGUGUGCCGAGCGCGUCCCGGAGAACGUGGACGCGGCCAAGGAGCUGCUGCAGUUCGGCCUCAAGGGGACCGACCUGGAGGCCCUCAUCGCCAUCGGCAACGGGGAGGACGAGGGCAGGUUCAUCCUGCCCGGCGACGUGGACCUGGACGACCUCCCCUACGAGGACUUCCUGUCCGCCGAGGAGGAGGCGGACCUUAAGAAGGAACGGGAGGACAAGAAGAGGAAGGAGCUGCUGGCCGAGGUGCACUUCAGCAGGCUGACGUUGGAGCAGAAGGAGCUGUGUCGCAGCCGACUGAAGCUGCUCACCUACUUGGACCGGCUGGCCACGUAUGAGGAGAUGCUGGGAGGCCCUCAUGCGGCUGAGGAGCGCUACGACUCGGAGUUCUUCAAGACGUUCCGCAGCCAGAACAUCAUCGCAUCCGCCCUGACCUCCGCCAGGGAGAGCAAUGUCCAAGCUCUGGAUAUCCUAUUCACCUACCAUGGUGCUGAGCUGCUGAAACACAGGCUGGCCAUCAUCAACAACUUCCCAGAAACCACCUCUCCCCACGAGUAUACCAGGCUACUGCCCGAGGCCUGUCUGGACGAGGACGGUGUGCUGGCGCUGAUACCGUGGGACGAGCAGAGACACCGGGACAUGGACUGGUGCGAGGCGGAGGAGUGCAGAGCCGUGCUGGACCUGAACCUGUGUGACGAUGACAGCUUCCUGUACGAGGAGGCCCCCGAGCUUCUGAGGUUCCGCUCGGCCUCGCCGCCCAUCCCCGUGCUGACAGACUGGUACCUCAGCCGGGCCCAGGACAUCGACUCCUGCUCCAGACAGGUGGACUGCGCCCUGUCACUGGUGCGUCUGGGCAAGGAGCGGGAGAUCCCGGGGCUGGAGUCGCUGUGCGAUGACCUGGUAACCAUGGAGACGCUGGUCUACGAGGCGUCCUGCGAGCUGAGCCUGACACUGCGUGACCUUCAGCAGCUCAGCUCCAUCCACAAGCUCCGCCUCCUGAUGAAGAAUUCGAGCGCCGAGCGCUACGUGAAGGACGCCUUCCAGUGGCUGGUGCCCUUCCUGCACCGCUGCGAGGGCCAGACGGCCGGGGCGGCCGUGGCCCUACUGCGGGAGUACCUGGUGGGCCUGGCUCAGCAGGACCUGACCUUAGCCCUCGUCGUGUUCCGGCAGUCCAAACCCGAUUGUCAACAGAAGCUCAUCAGUGACCCGGACCAGCUGAUGUCGGUGGCGUUGGAGUGCAUCUACAGCUGCGAGCGAGACAACCAGCUCAGCCUCUGCUACGACAUCCUCGAGUGCCUGCCUCAGAGGGGCUACGGGCCAGAGACGGACAUCACAGCCUCACUGCACGACCUGGUGGACCGACUCGAAAAGCACCUCAGUGUGUCCGAGGUGCUGGAGAAGCAUGGCCUCCAGAAGCCCAUCUCCUACGUGAGGAACAGCGAGAGCAGCCUGGGGGAGGCCCACCAGCUGAUGGUCAAACUCUGCCGGCACACCGGCCGCAAAAACCCACCGGUCAAUGAGAUGGUGUGGAGGGGAGUUCUGCAAGACCUGCUGGACAUCCAGCAGAGCGUGUACACCUGUGUGACGCCAGAGACCUGCCAUCAGGUCUUCGUGGAGUCCCUACUGUGCUCGAGCCGCGUGGAGAACCUGCGCCUGGCGGGGCAGCUGAUGCACUGCUCCCAGGUCAGCCAGGACGUGCCGGCGAGCGUGUCCUACCGGGGGAAAGGUCCCGCGCUGAGGGUGGCUUAUGACCAGAGCGUGGAGCUAGUGCUGGCAGCCGCCCGCGAGUACUUCAACUCCUCCACCUCGCUCACCGACUCCUGCAUGGGCCUGGCAAGGGCUUGUCUCCAGCUGAUCACAGACGGCCCGCCGGCUGUCCAGGAGGAGCUGGACCUCAUCAGCGCCCUCUGCCAGCUGGAGGACUUUGGCGUCAACAUCCUACCAUUGCAAGUGCGUCUGCGGUCUGACCGCCUGUCUCUGGUGAAGGAGUGCAUCGCCCAGUGUCCCACGGCCUACAGGCAGUCCACCACCCUCCUCCAGCUGGCCUGGUUGCUGCGUGUUGCAGGGGAUGAGGCAGACCAGCGCAAGGGGCAGGUGUUAACUCUCCUGGCUGAGCAGGCUGCCCAGUGUCUCGACUACAAGGCCUCCUACAUCCACUGCCAGGACCUCAUGGCGGCAGGCUUUAGCCCGGCCUGGGAGGUGGUGAGUGUGCUGGGACAGUGUGAGGGCUACGGGGACCUGGCGGCCCGGCAGGAGCUGCUGGCCUUCAGCCUCACCCACUGCCCCCCCGACAGCAUCCACGGUCUGCUGGCUGCUUCCAGCGACCUGGCCACCCAGAUGUUGUACCAGGCCGUCAACCAUCAGAUGGAGCCUAAUGUCACCCCAGCAACACCAGAGGCAGAGGACUCUUCCGCUACACAGCCCGGAACCCCAUCUGCUGGCUCCUCGGGGGGCCGGGCGGGGGACCUGCUCCAGCGGACCACCGCCACCACCAUGAAGGUGCUGACCACCACGGGGAUGACGACCAAGGCGGUGCUGACCGCGGUGGGCGACCACCGCUGGUGGAAGGACUCCCUCAACUACCUCCGCCCGCUGCAGGGUCCUGGCACGGGGUCCGGCGGCCAGGGGGCGGGGCUUGACAACGCUGGGCUGGAGAGACAGGCCUGCGGACCCUUCUACCAGGAGCUCCACCACAACCCCUACAUAGACCCGAGUCAGGACGUGUAUGCAGGCUGCAGCGGCGUGCCCCAGGAGAACUUUGCUGAGGUGCUGCUGAGGACGGGGAAGCUGGCUGAGACCAAGACCGAAGGGGGCACCCUGUUCCCCGCCACCGAAGUGUUGCUGCAGCUGGCCAAUGAUGCAUUCCCGAGAGACAUGACACUUGCCCUGUCUUAUUUACUAGCCUUGCCUCAGGUGUUGGAUGCAAACAAGUGUUUCGAGAAGCAGGCCCACUCCGGGCUGUCCCUGCAGCUGGCAGCCUACUACUACUCCCUGCAGAUCUACACCCGUCUGGCACCCUGCUUCAAGGACAAGACCAACGCGCUCUACCAGGUGAGCAGCCGGCACCACCAACACGUGCUCUCAGAGGGCUUUGUUUGUGGCAGACACCUCGACCGUGUUUGUUUGUAUCUAUUCCAGCCGCAGCUGAGGGGCUACAGCCACGCCUACGACCUCUCCCGGUCCGAGAGGUCCAAGGUGCACCGUCUGGCCGUCACCAUGGCAACAGACGGACAGCCGCUGGGCCGAAUAGGAGAGCUGCUGGCCGUGGCCGGAGGAUCGCCGGAACUCUCGGUCAAAUCCGUGCUGCACGACGCAGUGGCCCGAGUGGUGGCCACUCUCAGUGGGGACCCAGAUGCCGAGGCAGAUUACCCACAACCCCUUACUGUUCUGGAAGCCAUGGUGACCGCUGUACACAAUCACGUGCAGAGUGGCGACAGCGCGGUGACCUCUGACGACCUGCUGGCCUGGCUGCGUCCGUUCUGCGGCGACGCGGCUCUGCCGGUGCGGCCGCGGAUCAGCGUGCUACAGACGCUGGAGAACAGCUUCAGCCUGCGGGACGCCGACGUCCGCCUGCUGCUGCUGUACCGCACCCGCGCCGUGCUCCAGGAACGACCGGUGGAGAUGGAGGACGUGGAGACGGAGGACCAGCGCUACCGCCUCUUCCUGGACCUGCUCGGGAGCGCCCGCAAGUGGGAGGAGUUUCAGCAGCUUAUGCUCCUCCUCCAGGCCUGGCCGCCCAUGAUGAACGAGGAAGUGGUGGGAACGGAGCGUAACCCCUGGGUGGUCCUGAGCUCGGCACUGCUGGCGCUGUCCCAGAGCCCGGAGGUGCAGGUGGACCUGGGUCAGGAGGUCCUGUCCAUGGUCCGAUCCCUCUACAGGACCAAGCACAAGCUGCCCGCACAGUGCGUGGGCCACAUGGCGGCGGAGCUCCAGGGCCAGACGGGCCUCCAGCAGCCCGCCCUCAAGCUCAUGGCGGAGAGCGGCGACGCGAGGCUGCUGCUGCUCACCCAGGACCAGAUCAACAGCAUGAGCGAGGAGACGGCGUUGUCCUGCGACGCUGAGCUGCUGUCCCUGCUGCUGGACGCCGGGCUGCUGGUGGGCUGCGUCCCGUCGGCCCUCUACCCGCUGCUCAGCGCCCACCUCCUGUCCCAGCACCAGCGGGGGGGCUGGGACGUGGAGGAGGCCGCCUCGGAGCUGCUGUCGGCGGGCCACGGGCCCCAGGCCGGCUCCCUGCUCCUGGCCCACCGCGGGACCCACCCGGCCCAGGUCACCUUCAGCACCGCGCUGGCCGUGCUCAAGAGGUGGCUCUGAGGGCCCGCAGAGGUGUGUGUGUGUGUGUGUGUGUGUGUGUGCGGAGGAUUGUGGAGGAAUCGUUUGCCUAAAGACGAUAAAACCGUUGAUCCUAAAUAUGUUUUUGGAUGAAUGUCGUUUUUUUGUGUCUUGUGUUACACCUACUUUAUCCAACACAGUGUGACACACGGCUACACGUACACACACAGUAUAUAUAUGAGUCAACCCACACAGGUAUAUAUAUAUAUACACACACACACACACACACACACACACACACACACACACACACACACACACACACACACACACACACACACACAGAGACUUCCUGUCGCCACAUAAUUCGGCAAUAAAUCGGAUUAGCUAUUGAAAGCUAUUGAAGCCUCUGUGUGUUUCUCGGUAUGCUUUUGUCUAUCUUUUUUUCUAUCUUCCUUCGACUUGUACUUGUGUGUGUGUGUGUGUGAGUGUGUGAGAGAGAAAGAGAGUCAAUGAGUGCGUCCUAUUCCAUUAUUAUGUAAUGGGUUAACCAAGCCCUAUCAGGGGAAUGCUGUCGCAGUGAUAUGGGCUAUUGUUCCAUGGCUUUUCCUCGCCGUACAAUUGUCGUUUUCCUAUUUGACUUUUGAACACCUUCCCUUACCAUGCCAUUGUUUUCCAAUCUUAAUAACGUUUAAUUAAUUUCUUCCGCACUACAUGCCCUUCCAUCGCAACAAGUGCAUUUGCCUUAGUUAUUUUCCGUGGAACUAAUGAUUUUGACAUAAAUUGCUGUUUGUGUUUGUGUGUGCGGAAGAUGUGUAUUUCAGUGUGUACACUUGUUAGCACCUAUGACCUCUCACAAAAUCCCAAAAGAGCACGGGGCAUUUGCUCUGCUUCCUUCAACUUCAAACAUCAUGAAAUAAAUCUAAAUCCCAAAUCUGAACUUGCAUGUGCUUGUGUUUUAAUUUAAUCAAUUUGCCCACCGGUGAAGUGUAGAGUUGAGUGGCCAUGAGAUCUCCGCUGCAUUUUGACUUGUUCAAGCUCUGAAACACACCUGAUCACAACAACCUCCUCCGAGGCAAACCGCGUGACGCACAACUCAGCUCCACACUUUUACAAUUAUUAUUUUGCUUCCCUUCUCUAAACAAUCCCCUAUUGAGCAUUUUAAUGAGUUGAGCCUCAUUUCGCGAUUUUUAAUGAAUGUUUUUUUUUUCCCUAUAAAGUUUGGAAAGCAGUGUACACCUCGCGCGCACUCAUGUGUGCACACCAAACAUUAGCAUUUUAAUUGCAGUGUAUUUCUAACGCCUCCUAGAGAGCUGCAGCGCUGCGACCAGAGAGCGCGUGUGAGCUCCGACGCAGCCUCGUUUGCUCUCUAGUUUCAACACGCAACCUUUUUCUGUGUCUUCUUUGUUAUUCUUGCUUUAACGAGAGUGACGUUUGCGUACAGUCACGCACAUGAGAUAAAGCGGAGCAGGGUGUUAUUUUUAGGAUUUUGAAAGAGAACAGAGAAAAUACGAUGUUGUACGUGUACGUAUUUCCUCAAGGACUAAUGGGCAAAUAAGGACGUUGUUUAACUAUGUUUACACAGUCAUUCUACGCAGGGAAGUUCUCCUCACAAAGCCGUCUGAGUUGGGUGUGUAAAUAAUGAAUAAAAUCUGGAGCGCAUUGCAGUGAUAAUAAAUACAAAUCGAAAGUAUUGCAACGGUAGUAUGGGGAGAAAAUCAAAAUGAUGAGGUGCAUAAAAUGUGCAGGGCAAAAGAUUCAGAGUGAUGAUGUACAGUACA
Molecule: messenger RNA, 7850 nt
Organism: Gadus chalcogrammus (walleye pollock)
Lineage: Eukaryota; Metazoa; Chordata; Actinopteri; Gadiformes; Gadidae
Gene: nbas
Product: NBAS subunit of NRZ tethering complex
Exons: 48
Coding region: 55-6111 (2018 amino acids)
Biological process (GO): retrograde vesicle-mediated transport, Golgi to endoplasmic reticulum
Cellular component (GO): endoplasmic reticulum membrane; Dsl1/NZR complex
Molecular function (GO): SNARE binding
Source: RefSeq, a predicted model, not a curated record